GCAACAUUUAGUUUUUUUGAAAUGGAAGUAGAGAAAUUAGAAGAAAAAUGGCCAGAAAUGUAUGAACGGGAUAGACAGUGGGUUCAUUUUGCAUACGAGGAUGCAUUAAAAGUUUUAAUAAAACCUUUUAUGCGUGAAGUGGUUCAACAAUGUUCUUUAGCACCACAAAACAAACGGGCAAAAAAG
Scutellospora calospora is the source of this 186-nucleotide messenger RNA. NCBI's taxonomy places the organism in Eukaryota, Fungi, Glomeromycota, Glomeromycetes, Diversisporales, Gigasporaceae. The record is from the annotation of a GenBank genome assembly.